Molecule: messenger RNA, 1766 nt
Organism: Strigops habroptila (Kakapo)
Lineage: Eukaryota; Metazoa; Chordata; Aves; Psittaciformes; Psittacidae
Gene: GNL3L
Product: G protein nucleolar 3 like
Exons: 15
Coding region: 62-1675 (537 amino acids)
Cellular component (GO): nucleolus
Molecular function (GO): GTP binding
Source: RefSeq, a predicted model, not a curated record
GCGACGGAAGUGACACCGCAGCGAGGCGAAACGCGGCUCCAACGUGGGGGGGGUCUCAGCCAUGACCCGCUCCCGGCGACAAGUGGAAGCUGCCCGGAAGAAGCGGGUCCAGGCAAAACGCGCUAAGGGAGGAGGGAAGAAGGACCCGGGGGUGCCGCAGCUGCGCCGCUUCGCUGCCCACGUCCAGCAGCAGAACGAGAACAGGCAGAAAAGGGCAGCGGAGGCGCGGGAGCGGCGGGAGGGGGCGCGGGAGGCGGAGAGGAGCCGGCGGCGGAGCCUGGAGGCGCUGCAGCACGAGGCGCUGCGGCGGCAGCGGGAGUUCGAGCGCAAGGAGGGGGGGAGCGCCCGGCAGGAUGUGCAGGAGGAGGCGGCGCUGCGGCAGUACGGGAGGGAGCUGCGGAAGGUGCUGACAGCGUCUGAUGUGGUGCUGGAGGUGCUGGACGCCCGGGACCCCCAGGGCUGCCGCAGCCCCCAGCUGGAAGCCGCCGUCCGGUGCGCCGGGCACCGCCAGCGCCUGGUGCUGGUCCUCAACAAGAUCGACCUGGUGCCGCGGGACGUGGUGGCGGCGUGGCUGAAGUACCUGCGAGCAGAGUUCCCCACCGUGGCCUUCAAGGCGUGCACGCAGCAGCAGAGCCGCAACCUGAAGCAGAGCCGGCUGCCGGUGGCGACGGCCCCAGAGGAGGUCCUGGCCGGGGGAGCCUGUGUGGGAGCCGACUGUUUGCUCCGUGUCCUGGCCAACUACAGCCGCUCCGGGGAGGUGAAAACAACCAUCACCGUGGGUGUUGUGGGGUACCCCAACGUGGGUAAGAGCAGCCUCAUCAACAGCCUGAAGCGGAGCCGGGCUUGUGGGGUGGGGGCAACACCGGGAGUCACCAGGUGCCUGCAGGCCGUGCAGCUGGACCGGCACAUCCAGCUGUUGGACUGCCCCGGCGUUGUCAUGGAGACGGGCGCCCCCCCCGCUGCUGCCCCACUGCGGGGGGCUCUGGCCCCACAGCGCCUGCGGGACCCCCUGACCCCCGCUGCUGCCAUCCUGCGCCGCUGCCCCCCGCAGCAGCUGAGCGAGCUCUAUGGGGUCCCCCCCUGCGAUGACCCCCGGCAGUUCCUGUCCCAUCUGGCCCGGCGGCAGGGCCGGCUCCGGCCGGGGGGGCUCCCGGACCCCCACGCUGCUGCUGUGGCCCUGCUGCGUGACUGGACCAGCGGCAAGAUCUCCUACUACACCCACCCCCCCGAAACACAGGGGGUGCAUUUGGAAGCCCAAAUCCUGACAACGCUGGGGCCAGCGUUUGACCUGGAAGCGCUGGAGCGGGGCGAUGCCGAGGCGCUGGCGGCUGUACCGGUGACGGUGCCAGGCAUAGGGCUGGCCCCAUGUGUCCCUGAGGAGGAAGAGGAGGUGAAGUCCAGUGGGGAUGAAGAAGCAGCCAUGGAGGAGGAUGAUGAUGACCUGGAGCUUGGUGCAGUGACAGUGGAGCUGAAGCCCCCCCGGGUGAAGACGGGGGGCAAUGGGGAGGGUCCCAUGCCCCGUGCCCCCCGGUUGGAGGAGGUGGCUGCUCUCCACCCUCUGCUGCAGGGACAGGGGCUGCAGGCAGCCAGCAAAAGGAGGAAAAAGCUGCAAAAAAGAGCAGAGAAGAUUGCCACGAAGCUUUCGGAGACGCUGGAGGCGGCGAUGCAGUUCUGAAGAUGAAGAUUCAAUAGAGAUCUAUGGCUUUUUUUAAGCAAGAAAUGGUUAAAAACAGCCCUUUUUGGAAUAAAAGCACAGGCACAACAUG